This is a messenger RNA of Chelonoidis abingdonii (Abingdon island giant tortoise), 2400 nucleotides long. The record is from RefSeq and is a predicted model, not a curated record. NCBI's taxonomy places the organism in Eukaryota, Metazoa, Chordata, Testudines, Testudinidae.
AUCUGCUGAUGCGAAUCGGGAGACGAGGUGGGGGGCGGUUCCCGCGGCUGGGCUUGAAUUGCCGGUAAAAUACAAACUGCCGCCGGGAGCCCCAGGUCUGACUUGCUCCUGAAUCAAUUGGCUCCAUCUCUCCUCUGAAACAAAGGGGACUGUUCAUGUGAAAUCAGCAUGGCUGGGACAUUGGGACCUCACAGCGGGACUCAUGAUGAAAACUACUUAUAUGCAUGAGGGCUUGUGUGCAAAAGGGAGACUAUUGCUAAGAAGAGGAGAUUGAGCAGGAGGAGAUGGGUCAGGAGGAUCUGAAGGACAAUCACUGAGACCAAAAAGACUCAUAGGAAAGAUGAAGAAACUGAGCGAGGCUCACGCGUGCAGCUGUUUGUUGUUUUUGCUUAGAUCUGUAACUAGUGUGCUUGCCUAAAGAGAAUAUCCUGUAUUAAACUUGUCCCAAAAUCUAAAAGAAGAAUAGUGUGUGAAAUAAUGGCAACUGGAGACUUAAAAGGAAGUUUACGCAAGCUAGAACAAGGACUUCGCUUGUUAAACUAUCCUAGAGAUGUGGAUUACACAGGCAGUUUUGUAAAGGGUGAUCCAGCUGCGUUUUUACCCAUCAUCAGUUAUUCCUUCACGUCCUUCUCAACUUACAUAGCAGAACUUUUGGUGGAAUCUGAUGUAGAGCUCACGGCUAAAAGCGAUUUGCGUUUUAUUGAAGCUAUCUAUAAGCUACUUCGAGAUCAGUUUCAAUACAAACCAGUUUUAACAAAACAGCAGUUUCUCCAGUGUGGCUUUGCAGAAAGGAAAAUACAGAUUGUUUGUGACAUUAUCAGUGCUGUAAUGAAAAAGCAUAAGGAAUUAAGUAAUAUGAAUAAGGCUAAAUCUCAAACAAGAAAAAAAAACAGGUCUUUAAAAUCUGAGUCACAAGCAAAUUGUGAGAAACUUCUUGCUGAUCCUGUUAUUUGCAGGACUGUGAUUUCUCAGCAGAAACCUCAAGUGGAACGUCACCCAAAUAGUGAAGUUAACAUGCAUGGCUAUAAUACAGCCAUUCCAGUAAAUGAAGAUAGUGAAGAAGAAUCCUGUGUAGCUGAUGAUGUUUUGGAAGUUGUGUGUGAACAAGCCACAGAAGAUAAUAGUCAAAUCGAGCUGCUAAAGAGCCAGCUUGCUGAUUGCCAAGAAAAACUUCAUAAGCUAAAUUGGAUGGAAGGUAAACUACAUGUUUUAGAAGAGAGACUGAAAGGGAAGGUGAUUAUAGAUGAGAAGGACUGGAAUAAUCUCCUGAGCCGGGUCUUGCUUCUUGAAACAGAACUGUUAUUGCAGUCAAAAAAGAGUGACUUAUCUACAGAAUUUAACAAUAUGAGUGAAGACCAUACCUCUAGUAGGAAUAUGACUCCAGUUUCUCCUGAUAUUGAGAGGAAGGAGGAGAUGCCAGAGAGUCUUCAUCAGUCGUCUGGAUACAGUUCACUAUUAUCCACAGACCCAUCUCCUAAAGCCGCAACCAUUAAUUAUCAUGGUUUGACAGAGAUUUCAAAGGAGACAACAAGACAAAGAAUGGAAAGGAUAAGUAAAAUUGCAGGCUUGAGGACCAUGGUUUACAUCCUGUUGGAAACACUCCAGCUGGGACUUGCAUAUAGCACCCAAGAGACUUUCAUACAUACCAUCUUGCCAUCUGUACUGUUCAAUAAGACUUAAUGAAAACUUAAAUGCACAUAUUGUAAAUGUGUACCUUUUUUUGUUUUGUUUUUUUAAUUAUAAAUUUUCAUGGUUUAGUCAGAAAGCACCCCAACACAUUAUGGCUUCCAUUAACACUGACAAAGUGAGGGUCAUUUGGAUCCUAAACACUAAAAUGUGUAAGUCAGUCCACAGACUUUGACUAUGAGAGAUGUGGUGAGUGUUUUAGUGCUCUAUUACCCAACACAUUUUAAGACCAGCAGCACAGAUGGAGACCAUCCAGUGUACAAAGACAUACAACAUUUUUAUGAUUUGAAACUAUAUAAAAUUUCUCUUAUGAGACAUAAGUUGAUGUAAGACUUCCAUAAACAUGAUAUAGUAAAAUCAAAGGUGUGAGCGUGGGCUGGAUAGAGAGAUGGGAUUUCAUCCUUCUUUUUUAAAUUAUUGGAUAUUUACAGUGUUAUGUAAGGAAGCUUUUUACAACAUGCUGUAGCUAUUCGUAUUCCUUUGAUUCACAUGAAAAGAUCAAAAAAUGACAUUGCAGCAGCUGAAGAUAUCAAGUUUUUAAUGGUAUAAUUUUCAGAUGGAGCAUCUGUUUGUUCUUCCUUUGUAAAAAUGAUCUAUUUGAUUUAAUAAUCAUUAUGAAUAUGUUCCUCCAUAAAUAUGUGGUUGAUUUCAUUUUACAUAUUCAAACUGAGUAACAUACAAUAAUCUGUUGUUGCUUCAUAAAUUUCAUAAAGC